UCGAUAGUUUCAUCAUCAAAAAGCAAAGCCUGGAGGCGCUAGACACCUGUGAAUGUGAUGCCAUGCCGUGAUUUCAAAUUUGCCGAUCGUUCCUAAAAUUUAUCUUUUUACGAUAAUAAAAUAGCUAAAGCGUUCGUAUAAUAUAUUGUUUUAAAGCUGCAGUUUAAUGAAAAGAAUGCUACUUACAAUUUCUGAUAAUUUUGCACAUCAUGCUUAAAACCCUAUAUGAAAUUUAAAAUGUUAUAGCAAUUUCUCUCAUUUUCAUUGUCACAGGAACUAUCAAAUCGCAAAAAUUCCUUUUUAACUUGGACUCUGUGUAUUUUUGUCUUGAGGAGGUCCUCAUUGAGUUCCAUUGUCAUCGCCUAAAUUUUCUGUUUUUUAUUUUAAUACCUAAAUUUUUCCGUCGUUUAAUUCUCCGUCUCCACUCUCCAACGCCAAACCCUAGUUUUAAUUGACUUGUAUAUACAUCUCUCAAUGCAUUUCUUUGUCUAUCGGUAGUUUUUGUUAUCAAAGAAUAUUUCUUCAAUCAUUUUGUUUAAAUCUUCUCUUUCCCUUUCCCCCCCUCCUGGUGUGGUCUCGGAGGGGUCAAGUUUUGAAGAUGGAUAUCGAGCAAAAUCAAGCUGAGUUAAUUGAUAACUUCGUAAAGCAAGCGUCGGCUCAGAAGGGAACCGCCCUUGGUUCCGUAAUCCUCGAAGCGACGUCACAUCCUUCCCUCUUUGCCUUCUCCGAGAUUCUUGCCGUGCCCACAAUCGCUGAGCUUGAAGGAACUGAAAACUCGGUGUACCUCAAGGUGCUUCAGUUGUUUGCCCAUGGCACAUGGAGUGAUUACAAGAGCAACUGUUCCAGUCUUCCUCAAUUGGUCCCUGAUCAAGUUCUCAAGCUAAAGCAACUCACUGUCCUUACACUAGCUGAGACAAAUAAGGUACUACCAUAUGAUGAACUAAUGAUGGAGUUAGAUGUCACGAAUGUCCGUGAACUGGAAGAUUUUCUUAUCAAUGAGUGCAUGUAUGCGGGUAUAGUAAGAGGAAAGCUGGAUCAGCUGCGAAGAUGUUUUGAGAUCCAAUUUGCUGCUGGGAGGGAUUUGAGGCCAGGACAACUUGGGAGUAUGAUACAAACACUAUCAAACUGGUUGGGCACAUCAGACAAUUUACUGGUCUCAAUUCAAGAGGAGAUAAAAUGGGCUGAUACUAUGAGUGAGUUGGACAAAAAACAUCGAAAGGAGGUUGAAGAUAGGGUGGAAGAAGUAAAAAAGUCUUUAUCUGUCAAGAAGUUACAAACUGUAAGCAGGCCGAAGUUGAGUUCCGAGGGCUCGAGGAUAUCUACUCUGAACCUGGUGGAGUGAUGGACUAUGAAGAGGACCGAAGCCGACCAAAGAGGAGACGACAUCCAAGAUCAUGAAGAUAGAGAAUGCAACCGAUGGACCCGAUGUUUAGUUGAGCAGCCAGAUUUUGUUGACAACCUUUCAGCAACAGAUGAUUCUGCUUUUGAGACAGUGAUAAUGCUGCCUGCUUUUGUGAUUGUUGCUUUAAAAUUUGAGAAAUACGAACUUGUGUUGAAACCUUUGUUUAUUCCUUUUUGAGUUGGGAAGGAAGGACUUGAUCUGGUGGUGCGGCUAAAGAAUUACCCAAGAUUUAAAAUUCAAGUUAUUGUAACUUUUGAUUCUGACCUUCAUACAUACUGCACCAUGAAGAAUCCUUAUAUACAGCUUUAUGUUUCUUUUCGUAAA
Molecule: messenger RNA, 1726 nt
Organism: Gossypium raimondii (Peruvian cotton)
Lineage: Eukaryota; Viridiplantae; Streptophyta; Magnoliopsida; Malvales; Malvaceae
Product: COP9 signalosome complex subunit 7
Exons: 9
Coding region: 599-1342 (247 amino acids)
Cellular component (GO): COP9 signalosome
Source: RefSeq, a predicted model, not a curated record